GAGAGUCUCACAGUUGCUGGGUUGGAGGGGGAGUGAGGCUUGUAGUUUCCCUCUUAAAGUGAAACUCUCCCGAAAGACAUUUGGAUUUUUGUCUUUUUGUCGAAACAUAACAUUAAAAUAUAGCAUAAAAAGAGCGUUUGAGCAAACGCAUAUUUUUUUCCUCUUUUUGGGCAGCGGAUUUAAGUUAUCAACAUGCCGGUAUUUCACACUAAGACCAUAGAGAGUAUCCUGGAGCCCGUGGCUCAGCAGAUAUCCCACUUAGUGAUAAUGCACGAGGAAGGGGAGGUGGACGGCAAGGCAAUCCCAGAUCUCACCGGACCAGUGGCCGUAGUGCAGGCGGCGGUCAGCAACCUCGUCAGGGUGGGGAAAGAGACAGUUCAGACCACAGAAGACCAGAUAAUGAAGAGAGACAUGCCGCCGGCUUUCAUUAAGGUGGAGAACGCCUGUGCCAAACUGGUCCAGGCGGCUCAGAUGCUGAAAGCCGACCCCUACUCCGUCCCCGCCCGCGAUUACCUCAUCGACGGCUCCCGUGGGAUCCUGUCCGGAACCUCCGACCUGCUCCUGACGUUCGACGAGGCUGAGGUCCGCAAAAUCAUCCGGGUGUGCAAAGGCAUAAUGGAAUACCUGACCGUGGCUGAGGUUGUGGAAACGAUGGAGGACUUGAUCACAUACACCAAGAACCUGGGGCCAGGAAUGACGAAAAUGGCCAAGAUGAUUGACGAGCGGCAGCAGGAGCUGACGCACCAGGAGCACCGGGUGAUGCUGGUCACCUCCAUGAACACGGUCAAGGAGCUGCUGCCCGUGCUCAUAUCAGCCGUCAAGAUAUUCGUGACGACGAAGAGCACGAAGAGCCACGGCGUGGAGGAGUCGCUGAAGAACCGCAACUUCACCUUCGACAAGAUGAGCGCCGAGAUCAGCGAGAUCAUCAGAGUCCUGCAGCUGACCUCCUGGGACGAGGACGCCUGGGCCAACAAAAAGGACAUGGAAGCCAUGAGGAGAGCUUUAGCGAUCAUCGAGUCUAAGAUGAACCUGGCGAAAGGCUGGCUCCGAGACCCCAACGGCCUGCCAGGGGACGCUGGGGAGCAGGCGGUGCGGGUGAUCCUGGACGAGGCGGGGAAGGUCGGGGAGCUGUGCGCGGGGAAGGAGCGCAGGGAGAUCCUGGGCGCGGUCAAAGCCCUGGGGCUGAUCUGCGACCAGGUGUGCGACCUGCGCGCCAGGGGCCAGGGGCCCACGCCGGUGGCGAUGCAGAAGGGCCAGCAGGUGGCGGGGGGGCUGGACAUCCUGACGGGGAAGGUGGAGAACGCGGCUCGUAAGCUGGAGGCCAUGACAAAUGCCAAGCAGGCUAUUGCCAAGAGGAUCGACGCUGCACAGAGCUGGCUGGCGGACCCUAACGGCGGCCCGGAGGGGGAGGAGAACAUCCGCGCUCUCCUGGCAGAGGCCAAGCGCAUAGCCGAUCUGUGCGAGGACCCCAAGGAGAGGGACGACAUCCUGCGCUCCAUCGCCGAGAUCGCCAUGCUCACCGCCAAGCUGGUCGAGCUCCGGAGACAGGGUAAAGGGGACACUCCCGAGGCCAGGGCCUUGGCUAAGCACAUCGGCGCGGCGCUGCAGAACCUGCAGUCCAAGGUCAACAGGGCGGUGGCCAACAGCAGACCCGCCAAAGCCGCCAUUAACCUGGAGGGCAAGAUGGAGCAGGCGCUGCGCUGGAUUGAGAACCCGAGCGUGGAUGACCGCGGCGUGGGCCAGGCCGCUAUCCGGGCGCUGGUGGCGGAGGGGCGGAGGCUGGCCAACGGGCUGCUGGGGCCGUACCGGCAGGACCUGCUGGGGCGCUGCGACCGCGUGGAGCAGCUGAUGCUGCAGCUGGCCGACCUGGCGGCGCGCGGCGAGGGCGAGUCCCCGCAGGCGCAGGCCGUGGCCCACCACCUGAAGGAGGCCCUCAAAGACCUGAAGGCGAAGAUGCAGGAGGCGAUGACUCAGGAAGUGUCGGACGUCUUCAGUGAUACGACCACACCCAUCAAGCUGCUGGCUGUGGCAGCUACCGCACCCCCUGAAGCCCCCAACAGGUCUGAGGUGUUUGAUGAACGAGCGGCUAACUUUGAGAGCCACGCCGGCAGGCUGGGGGCCACAGCGGAGAAGGCCGCAGCUGUGGGGACGGCUAACAAGAGCACCGUGGAGGGCAUCCAGGCAGCAGUCAAGUGCGCCAGAGAGCUAACCCCACAGGUGGUCUCCGCUGCCGUGAUUCUGCUGAAGAACCCCGGUAAUCAAGCCGCGUAUGAACAUUUCGAGACCAUGAAGAACCAGUGGAUUGACAAUGUUGAAAAAAUGACAGGUUUGGUGGACGAGGCUAUCGACACCAAGUCCCUCCUGGAUGCAUCGGAGGAGGCCAUCAAGAAGGACAUUGACAAGUGCCGCGUCGCCAUGGCCAACGUGCAGCCCCAGCUGCUGGUUGCCGGGGCGACCAGCAUUGCCCGCCGGGCCAAUCGUGUGCUCCUGGUGGCUAAGAGGGAGGUGGAGAACUCGGAGGACCCGAAGUUCCGUGAGGCGGUGAAGGCGGCGUCGGAUGAGCUGAGCAAGACCAUCUCCCCCAUGGUGAUCGACGCCAAGGCUGUGGCGGGAAACAUUCAGGACCCAGGGCUGCAGAAAAGCUUCCUGGACUCGGCCUACAGGAUUCUGGGAGCUGUAGGCAAAGUGAGAGAGGCCUUCCACCCCCAGGAACUUGACUUUCCUCCUCCUCCUCCCGACCUGGAUCAGUUGCAUGUGAAUGAUGAGCCAGCCCCUCCCAAACCGCCCCUCCCCGAGGGCGAGGUCCCGCCCCCCAGGCCCCCUCCCCCAGAGGAGAAGGACGAGGAGUUCCCCGAGCAGAAGGCCGGCGAGAUGGUGAGCGAGCCCAUGAUGGUCGCCGCCCGCCAACUCCACGACGAGGCCCGCAAGUGGUCCAGCAAGCCCGAAGUGGCAGACGAGGGCUUUGAGCCCGCUGAGGCGGACGUAGAUAUAGACGAUGAGGACGAAGUGGAGGAUAUUGAGUACACAGACAAUGAAGACGAUUACGAGCCAGAGCUGCUCUUAAUGCCCUCCAAUCAGCCCGUAAACCAGCCCAUUCUGGCCGCUGCUCAGGCUUUGCACCAGGAAGCCCGCAAGUGGUCCAGUAAGGGUAAUGACAUCAUCGCCGCUGCAAAGAGGAUGGCGCUGCUGAUGGCAGAGAUGUCCCGCCUGGUGCGGGGCGGCAGCGGGAACAAGCGCGCCCUCAUCCAGUGCGCCAAGGACAUCGCCAAGGCUUCCGAUGAGGUCACGCGGCUGGCCAAGGAGGUGGCCAAGCAGUGCACGGACAAGCGCAUCCGCACCAACCUGCUCCAGGUGUGUGAGCGCAUCCCCACCAUCAGUACACAGCUGAAGAUCCUGUCUACUGUAAAGGCCACCAUGUUGGGUCGCACUAAUAUCAGCGAAGAGGAGUCCGAACAGGCGACCGAUAUGCUGGUCCACAAUGCCCAGAACCUGAUGCAGUCCGUGAAGGAGACGGUCCGAGAGGCCGAGGCGGCUUCCAUCAAGAUCCGGACGGACGCCGGAUUCACCCUGCGGUGGGUGAGGAAGACCCCCUGGUACCAGUAAAUUGGUCUGCUCCAUUUCGACCUUACAAUACAUCAACCCACCACCAGGGGGCAGAGGAGUGGCCUUCUGAUGGACCGGACUGUUGCCGGCCGUCUUGUUUGCAGAAAACAAACCUCUCGCCUGGACAAAUAUCAUCUCCUAUCACUUGCUUCCUUUGGGGAUUUAUAGUGUUCUUUUCAAAGGUUUGUGGCAAACCCGACCACCAGCUUCAAUCGUGGCAGAAAUGCUACUUAAAACAAAUAUACUGUUAUUUAUAUAUUUUUUUGCAUGGACAGUUUAUAAGCUUCAAGGACAGAUAAACUUUACAGUACCUUUUCAAUGAUGCUUUAACUUUUUUUUUUCUAAUUUAUGAGUUCUGUGAAGCAUACUAAUAAUUCUGUUUCAACGCUGGGAAUUUUUUAGUGUGUGUAUAUAUUUUAAUUGCUUAAUUUUAAAAAAUUUGCUUCCAUUUCUGUAUUCAGAAACUCAGUCUUUAAAUUACACAGGAAAUACAGCUGUACAGCUUUUGCAGCUGUACACAAAAUUAUUUCAGCUGAAUUCCUGCUGUUUAGACAAAACCUUUGAUCCUAAUGUGAUAUUUAAGUAAGCUUUUGAGUUGUUUACACCAGCUGGUGCUUAGUGAGCUUUCAUGUAUUGUAACAUAAUGUAUUUAACAUUUCAUAAAUGCGCCAAAGAUUUUAUUUAGCCAUGUAUUGUUUGAAACUCAUUACAUUUAUGUUUGUGUUUUUUUUUUUGCAAUAUUGAAAAAGGAUUUUUUCUAAGCAGUCUGCAAGUCUAAUUACAAUUUGAAGACAGAAUGCAAAAACAACACUAACCCAAUAUUUAGGGUUAAACUCAAUUAAAUCAUUGCGCAUUGUCCCUACUUUUGAGCGACAAAUUUCUAUUGUAAUUAGAAAUGGCAAUGUUGUAUUUAUUCUAUAUUUAUUCUCUCAUUCUUGCCUAAAUGAAUGUCUUAGUGUUAAAAGACAAAGCACAUUAGCAGUUGACUGGAGUUCAACCCCUUUACUCUUAGUAGUAAAAAAAAAAACAAUGUUAAAGUAAAAGAUUGUAAUUUUGUAUGGUUUUAAUUUAUAGUUGUAUGAAAGAUUUCUGUGUGUUUUGCUGCUGUAAGAUUACUCCUGACUACUACCAGAUGAAAUAUAAUGCAACACCAGGAAUGGGUGUACUGCAUCCUCUGGUACUUUUCAGUGAAAACAAAAAAUCACUGAUCUUAAUGAAUUACUUGAAGUAAUCAGUAUUAAUUUGUUGUAUUCUGUCACUUAAAUGAGCACAGCAUUUAUUUGAGGAAGGGUACGAGAAGCCGUUGUUAAGAAUUCAGGACGUACACGUCCCGGUAGGAGAGGAGUUCCCUGGGGGUCUGUGUGUUUAAACUGCUGCACUGUCUACAGUGAAGAUCUACUGCAGUCGCAGGGCUAGCAGACAGCACUACUGUGAACCUGGAUGUGUUACAAGUGUGUGACGCAGUCUAGCCUCGUAUCCAGCCACUGACGCACACUUUGUGUUAAUGUAGUCGAUGCAUUUCACACCAAGACCUCAGAGCAGAGUCUCAGAGAGUUGUGUGUGUGCUAUUUUUAUUUUAUUUUAUUUUUUUGGGGAUUUUCCAACAAGCAUGUGACGCUGGAGAAAAACUGUGGUAAACUGCUGCAUUUUGAAUGUAAAUAUACUGCUGCAGUCCUGUUUUUACAAUGAAGCCAUCCGAUCUCUGUGCCUUGGGAAAAAAAAAAAAAAAGGUUUGAUAGUCUUAUUUCUUUUUCUGUUUCACUGUAACUCUGUAAAGCUAGCCUCCUUAGCAUCAGUGGCUCAGUGAAAGCAUUUGGAGACAAAAAGAAAGAACAAGCAUUCAGGUGGCUAGCAACAUCAAAGUAAAAUCAUGAUUACUUUGAUGCACUGGAUUUGUCAUAAUGCUUAAUUCUUGGAGGUUUACAUUGUCAAAUCUGACAGGCUUUUAAUAAAGUAUUUUGUAACCUU
This is a messenger RNA of Anguilla rostrata (American eel), 5571 nucleotides long. RefSeq names its product vinculin-like. NCBI's taxonomy places the organism in Eukaryota, Metazoa, Chordata, Actinopteri, Anguilliformes, Anguillidae. Bases 193 to 3603 code for a protein of 1136 amino acids. The transcript is spliced from 22 exons. Gene Ontology annotation, cellular component: focal adhesion; adherens junction; cell-cell contact zone. Gene Ontology annotation, biological process: cell adhesion. Gene Ontology annotation, molecular function: alpha-catenin binding; beta-catenin binding; actin filament binding. The record is from RefSeq and is a predicted model, not a curated record.